Molecule: messenger RNA, 2364 nt
Organism: Cetraspora pellucida
Lineage: Eukaryota; Fungi; Glomeromycota; Glomeromycetes; Diversisporales; Gigasporaceae
Source: the annotation of a GenBank genome assembly
AUGCAUAAAUCACCACUCGAUAAUCCAUCCUCAACAGGCUCGGCUUCGAGGCAAGAAAGUCAAAGGAGGCCAAUCAUUAGUGGUCCUCAAACGAAUGUCCAUCAGCCUGUGGGAAUGCAACAAACGAAUGUACCAAUUCAGGCAAUACGCCCAAACAUACAACAGGCUUCUAACUCCCAACAAAAUACUUUACAGCAGGGAAGUCUUAGCUUUUCUCAAAGCCCAGACCCAAUAUCUCCGUUAAUACCCAACCAUGGAUUGGUUUAUAAUGCACAUGUACCCAGUCCCAAUAUUCCACCCAGAAUAUCACAAAUGACACGUCAUUCAUCUAGUCCACUUAUGAAACAUGCUCAACAACCUCAAGCGAUUAUGCCAAAUUCUGGAAACAUGCCAAUGCAAAAUGUAUCAAGUCAUCCGAUCGGUUUAACAUCUUCUUCCAGAGGUCCUCAAAGUGGACAGCCAGGGGUAAUGCAUCAAGCAGCUACUACUCCUCAAGUAGUUCCUUUAAUGAACCCACCACCAAUAUAUGCUCUUGAAACGGUAACUUACAGACCUUUAGUUAACACGUCUCCCACUUCAGUCGCUAGAUCUCUUAUAGGAAUGAAUAUUAAUACACAACAAAAUUUUGAAAGUAAUACAAAUGCACCGUCUAUUCAACAUAAUUUUAAUACUCCGCUACUUCAUAAUUCUCAACAAAAUUCAUUGAUGCUACCAUCAACUCGUAUGACAACUUCUACCGUACCAACCGAUUUACCAUCCAAUUCAAAUCGACAGACUCGUUCUUUACAAAUGUCCUUACCAAUUUCCAUGCAAGAUACUGGUCCGCAAUCAAGACAACCAGUAUUAUCUACUACUGUCUCUUCAGGAUCAACCCCACAAACAAUAUCAUCAACUAUCCCUCAUUUAUCAAUGCAACGUGAACGAUCACAUCAAGGUACUCCUUCGAAACAAAUGUCGCACACACAUAUACUUCCAGCUGAGCCUCCUCGUAAUAUAAACGAAACUAAUUCGACACAUGUGCAAACUUCACCUCUUAGUCAACCAACUUCUCAUUUAUCAAAUCGUAAUAAUUCACGACCUGUUGUCUCUGAUAGUCUUCCAAUUUUGCAGCCUGUUCAUCAACAGACUCCUACCCAUCGCAAUGUUACGAUAUCACCAUCUAUGCAACAUGUUUCUUCACAUUCUUCACAUUCUUCACAACAACGCAAACCGAAUACACAAACAAUUACACAAAAUUCCGCGAAAACAUCAUCUACAAACUCUAAAAGUUCAUAUCCGACUUCUAGAACUUCUCAUCAUAAACAAUCUCACAAAACAACCAUGAAAUAUACUCAACAGGAAGCUACAUAUCAAGAAAACAUGGAAGCUGCUGAUGCUGCGAGAGUUCUUGUCAUGUCAUCAAGGCAAAGAGCAGAUCAACAACGACCUAUGAAUUCAGAAUAUAAUGUUCAUAACAUGUCACGUUUUUCAGAAUUAACUUUAGGGACUAGUUCUAUUAAUAAUGUCGAAAGUAGUCCACGUUCUAGUAGAUAUACAGGUUCUGUUAUAAUGGACUAUUCCAUUUCAACUAGUCUAAAUGACGACUUCAUAACAAAUGAUCACGAAAUUGGUCUGACGCCACAUAAUAGAGGACAUAAAAUGAAAAAUAGAGCUAAUGCUUUAGAUAGUGGUGUUAAAUUACGUGCUCCAUACGGUUAUCAAGAAGAUUUAGAAUACAUUGAUAUACCUAAUGGUUCAAGACGUCCAAUUAUUUAUCAUGUAUCAACAGAUGCUGAACAAGCCACGGAGUUUGAUGGUGAUUUGUUAGAUAGUCCAUAUAAAGAUAUUAAUGUUAAGGAAAUUCUUGAUCCGCUAAAAAAGCCAGAAGAUGCAGUAAUAAAACUGCAUUACAAACAUAUCUUUAAAAGCAAUCAUCUUAAUUCACUGACAAGAGUAUUGUGUGAAAAGAUUGAGAAAGAGAAAAUAUUUAACAUGAAAUUAAGUAGACUGAUGUAUGUGCUACAAGGUGAUGAUGUUAUGCACCAAGAUUUGGAUUUCCGACUUAAUCCACCUCCGGAAACUGUCAGUACACGUGGUGUUAAGGCAGAAGAGGUUGAAGGUGGAUUAGGUUUUGGAGUUUUAAACGUGGGUUUACAAGGGAGUGAUAGGAGCAGAGGUAAACUUGCUCAAGAGACGAAGGAUCCAGGAUUAGAAAUAAUGAUACAAGUUCGUAACGAAUUAACGUCUUUGCUUGUGGUUAGUAAUGAGAUAUUGAGGCGCUAUCAAGAAACAUGGGAAGGACUAAGAAAGGCAAUUCGGCGUAGGGAUGAAGUAUACUGUAAGCUGCGUGAAAUUGACGCAUUACGUCAGAAAGAAGGUCAAUAA